This is a messenger RNA of Chiloscyllium plagiosum (whitespotted bambooshark), 2363 nucleotides long. Its product is annotated as transmembrane and coiled-coil domains protein 1-like. The record is from RefSeq and is a predicted model, not a curated record. NCBI's taxonomy places the organism in Eukaryota, Metazoa, Chordata, Chondrichthyes, Orectolobiformes, Hemiscylliidae. Gene Ontology annotation, cellular component: endomembrane system.
AUGAAUGCGUUGGACCGAAGGGUCUGUUUCUGUGCUGUUCAGUUCUAUGACAUUCCUCAUCUCUGUCUUCAGUGGGAGAUCCUCUCAUGCUGAGAGUGCACCACACUCUUGUCCUGGAUGCUAACCCUCCCAGUGUGAGGUGGGGAGGGAGUAGAUGUAGGAGGGCAACAUGCUGUCCACCAAUGUCUCCUGCACACACCACCCCUCCCCCUUCCUGGUAACUAGUUGCGGACAGAACAGAGCAUCGCAGAGCCGGCUGUCUAACCUGGUUUUGUACUUACAGGUCAAGUGGUACAGGGGUGUAAGGCAGACCCAUGGAGCCAGUCCCCAAGAGCAGUUCACCAUCACUCGUGGCCAGCGACAGGGCGCAGGGUAAAGGCACCACCCUCUUGAGGGUGAACAAGGUGCUGGCCAAGGGCAUGAGGCAACUCUUUGCCAACCAGAGGGAGCCCUCGGCCGAAGUUGAGGAGAGGUCACAGGCUGGGACUGGCCACAGCCUGCAUGAGAAGAGUUCCUUCUUGCGCAGUUUCAUGAUUCCCUUGGACGAUGAGCUCUCUGUGCUCACCGACAGCCAGAGGACCUCCAUUGCUGAACCGAGCCUGCAUUCCGACCAGAAAGUUGUCAUCCAGGCCUCCAGUGACCGCUGGCGCAGGUCUGCUUCUGGAUUCCGCCGCCACUUCAUCCCCAAGAUGGGCAGGAAGAGUCCCAUUCUGAGCAAGAGGCGGGAGGAGACAAUCCGUGAGAAACAGGUGCAGCCGCAGGACGAGGAGGAAGAGGAGGAGGAGGAGGAGGAGGACUCUUGGCCUGCACCGCAUCACAGCCUCCAGGCGUUCAAGCACCCUGAGUUACUAGACACUGCCAAAACCCAGAGAAUCCUGCACCCAUCCAUCAAAUUGAACACACAGACCAUGACGGAAAGGUUCCUGGGCAUGGACACCGAGUCCAACGUCAGUGUGGAAGAAGCCAAGGCUAAGUCCAAGCCCCGGUUUGGAGACAGUCGCCGGUUCUCCCUUUAUCACAGGUUGCCGAAAAUCAGAAGCUCAAAGAAAGAGAAGGCUGACGCAGCAGAAGUGACCAGCGUAGGACUGCCACCCAGCCCACCAGCUUUCAGCGUGUCAGAGACCUCAGAGCAGCUAUCUGACAACUCCCACGUGGAGGAGGAGGUCUUACUGCAGGAGCUGAAAACUGAGCAGGGUCUGCUCCAGCAGAAGAUCCUGAAGAUCAGCGAGCAGAUCCGGGUGCAGCAGACCCACCGUAACACCAAUGUCUCAGAGUACCUGCGACUCAUCGCUCGUACUGACCACAGCCAGGCCUUCCGCUUCAAGCAGGCCUUUGAGAAGAAGAACCACUACCUCACCUCGGUCAUCCUGCAGCUGCAGAGGAGGCUGCAGCAGUACAUCAGGAAGCAGCAGCAGCUGGAGAGGGAGCUGGAGCUGCUGAAGGAGAAGAACCCCUCCCUGUUUGCCAUGCAGGAGUUGAGGAGCGAUCAUCUGCUGGAGGACAACCAAACAGAAUCCCCAUUUCACAGCGAAGCCAGCUCCCUAUCCAAGGCAAACCUCCUGGCGCAUGCACUGUCGGAGAUCCAAGGUGUCUCCAAAGAGACCCCGUUGGACAAGUUUAACCCUCCCUACCAAACUCCCCACCCCUUGCAGCAACUCAGCUUGCCUGAUGAUGACUACUCCAUCACCACCAGCUUCUCUGAAGAUCUGCAAGACCUGGCAGGGCUCAACUACGAUAUUAAGGCAAACGGGAUGAAUUCCUUAGAGAGACAAAAUACCGGCUACCUGUCCAUACUGGAGGAGUUGACUGACAUCAAAGAAACACAACUGAAUUUGGAGCUGAGCUUUAAGAACAUAGCAGAGCAAUACAAUAACCAUUACUCCGUUUUUCAAGAGUCCUUAGAAGAGGAGAAAUACAGGUCAAUCCAACUACAGGCUGAACUGAACGACCUGAUGGACCUUCACCAGAACGAGGUGCUGAACUUGAAGAGUGAGCUGGCCAGCCUAGAGGAGAAGAUAGCCUACCAGUCAUAUGAGAGCAGCAGGGACAUCUGGGAGGUGCUGGAGAACUUCCAGAGCAAAAUGGCCCGGCUGGAACAACAGCAGCAAGCGGCUCAGGGGGAGAUUCUGGACCACGUCAACACAAGGGAGCUGCUGGGUAAGACCAUGAACCUGCUGCUCAUCAUCAUCGCGGUCAUUCUGAUGCUGAUGUCCACCAUAUCGGCCCUGGUCUCGCCUUUCAUCAAGACCCGGGCAAGGACCAUCAGCACUGGCAUGGUGAUUGUACUGCUAUUGUUCGCGUGGCACAACUGGGAACUGCUCACUGCUUUCAUGACCAGGCGGGUGAUUUUCCGUUGGCGUUAA